Rotaria sp. Silwood1 is the source of this 1125-nucleotide messenger RNA. NCBI's taxonomy places the organism in Eukaryota, Metazoa, Rotifera, Eurotatoria, Philodinida, Philodinidae. The record is from the annotation of a GenBank genome assembly.
AUGAUUGAACAAAAAGCAUCUCAAUUGACCACUUCAAUUAGUAAUGUCCCAUGGCAAACAGAUGAUGUAGCAAGACUUAAAUCACGAGAACUGCUGGUAAAUGCAUUGUCGGUCACUGGAAUUCCUGAAGGUUCGGGUGAUGUAGUAGAAUUAUCUGCUCGCAUCGAAGAUGCUAUCUUCAAAGAUGUUAAAGAUACUACAGUUAAGUAUGGGCGUCGUAUUCGUAGUCGGAUAUUCAAUUUACGAGAUUUGAAUAAUCCUGAUCUUCGUACUAAAGUACUUCUCGGUAGUAUUACACCCGAACGAUUGGCUGUGAUGACUACAAAAGAAAUGGCAAGUGAUACUUUGAAGAAAGAAUGUGCCAAAUUUCAAGAACUAGCUCAUCGUGAAAGUCUAUUGGCAAUUGAUGAAGGUAUUGGCACUGAUCUGAUUCAAUGCGAAAAUUAUCAUGCUGCUCCAUUAUGGGGACACUUUUCUUGCCAUACAAUUCGACCUAUGGAUACGAAUUAUAUAACAGAUUUUGUUAAUUAUUGGUUUGUUCGUGUUCAUCAACAUAUAAUUGAUACGUUAAAUCUUCCAUUGAUUAAUCAAGGAGAAAAUCAUAGUGAAGCACUUAAAAAAGAAUUGGAAACAACUAAAAAUGCUGUUCUGCUUGAAAUGGCUACGAAUUCUGAUUUGCUAUCAUUAAUUUUCACCAUAGGUUUUAGACAAUUAGAAGGUUUACCAUUACCUAGUCAAUGUUUUUUUCAAUAUGAAUCAAUUGUCAAAGCCGUGCUAAAUUUGUGGUACACUGAAAAUGAAUAUGAUUCUCUAUUACCACUUGGUGCUUAUAUAUUAAUUAAUUUUGUCGAUAAUUUUGUUAAUUAUCCUUCGAAUGACGUUUUAUUCAAUGCUUUGGAUCGUUUAAUAAUUGCAGCUGGUCAACAUAGAUGGUCAAUUGUUUGUUCAUUUUUAUUCGAUCAAAUAAUAAAUACAUUGAGAAAAUUUCGUCAUAAUGUUGUUUCAUUACGGAUUAAUAAUUUCUUAUCUGAAUCUUCUGAACAUGAUAUUCAAACAAUAACACCUCUUUGUUAUUUUCUUGAAGGAAAACCUCAUGAACUUGAAAAUAUUCAAUGGUUAGAUUAA